Molecule: messenger RNA, 827 nt
Organism: Onthophagus taurus
Lineage: Eukaryota; Metazoa; Arthropoda; Insecta; Coleoptera; Scarabaeidae
Source: RefSeq, a predicted model, not a curated record
UUCCAUAAAUUGAGACAGUCGUCAGUGUAAACCCGUUCAGACAAAAUUACACAGACAAAAUUAAAAUGCAUUUCGAAAAGAAGAUUGGGUUUCUCUGUAUUAUCUUUUGUUUGUUGAUAAAUAUUGAAGGAAAUUCUUUAAGAUCUAAACGACAAUGGGAAUGGGAUGAUCAAACCCCCCGAACAUCGUUGGCGACGGAGAAGCUCACCACCAGCACCACACUAAAACCCUCAACGACAACGUCUACGGCUGACCAGGGAAGAAUUACAGAAGAAGAAUGUAAAAAUAAAUGUUAUAGAAUCGUUUCGAACAAGUACGACCCUGUUUGUGGAACUGAUUUUACUUCCUAUGACAAUCUUGAGGAGUUAAAAUGUAUUUCUAACUGUGGAAAGGAGAUUCUGAUGCUAUAUAAAGGAGAAUGUUGAACAUGAAUAGCAACAAAAUAUGUAUUUCAAUAUAAUUAAUUCGACUGUUUAUUAAAAAAGGGAAUGCAUUUAUUUUUUCCCAUUAAUUCUUAUGAUGAAGAUAUCCUGGCCACUUGGUUCCUAGAUCUCUCAUUAUCUCAUUGUAAUGCUUUGCUUUCUACACUCAUAUAUUUGUUGCAUUAUAUGCGUCCAUAAAGUCAUGGUGCACUUUUGAGCUGCCACAGAAACGCAACGGGCUGUUUUUUCUAAGGAUGGACCUAUUUAUAUAUCUUUUUCGUCCAUUCGCACAUCUAAUUAAUAACAACAAAAUUUUAUAAAUUUUAUUGCUAAAUAGUUUGUAGAAUGUCUCAUAAAUGUAGUUGUAUUUUUUAUUUCAAUAAAAAAUGAGUGCUUUAAGUCUUA